This is a messenger RNA of Hyposmocoma kahamanoa, 969 nucleotides long. RefSeq names its product serine/threonine-protein phosphatase 6 catalytic subunit (gene PpV). Bases 22 to 933 code for a protein of 303 amino acids. Gene Ontology annotation, cellular component: cytoplasm. The transcript is spliced from 6 exons. NCBI's taxonomy places the organism in Eukaryota, Metazoa, Arthropoda, Insecta, Lepidoptera, Cosmopterigidae. Gene Ontology annotation, biological process: peptidyl-serine dephosphorylation; G1/S transition of mitotic cell cycle. The record is from RefSeq and is a predicted model, not a curated record. Gene Ontology annotation, molecular function: protein serine/threonine phosphatase activity.
UUCCUCUCGAUAGUUUUCAAAAUGAGCGACGUAGAUAAGUGGAUCGAAAUUGCAAAACGAUGUAAAUAUCUUCCUGAAGAUGAUCUUCGGGAGUUGUGCAAUAUUGUAUGUGAUCUAUUGCUGGAGGAACCAAACGUUCAACCGGUAACAACGCCUGUGACCGUUUGCGGAGACAUACAUGGUCAGUUUUAUGACCUCGAGGAGUUAUUCAAUAUUGGAGGGCAGGUCCCUCACACAAAGUACAUAUUUAUGGGGGAUUAUGUAGACCGAGGAUACUACAGUCUUGAGACUCUAACUUUGCUUAUGGCACUUAAGGCUAGGUAUCCAGACAGAAUAGUAUUAUUGCGGGGAAAUCACGAAACAUGUCAAAUAACGAAAGUGUAUGGUUUCUACGAUGAGUGCUUGAACAAAUAUGGAAAUGCAAACGCCUGGAAGGAUUGCUGUAGAGUUUUUGACUUGCUCACUGUUGCUGCUUUAAUAGAUGAAACGGUCCUUUGCGUACACGGUGGUUUGUCCCCUGAGAUAUCAAUGUUAGAUCAAAUAAGAUGUAUUGAUAGGAACCAGCAAAUACCACAUAAAGGAGCCUUCUGUGAUCUCCUAUGGUCAGACCCAGCUGAUGUUAAGAUGUGGUCUGUAAGUCCACGCGGAGCUGGAUGGCUUUUCGGCAGCUAUGUCACAGAGCUGUUCAUGAAUUACAACAAUCUGAAUCUUAUAUGUCGGGCACAUCAACUUGUAAAUGAAGGUUACAAAUACAUGUUCGAUAAACGUUUAGUGACAGUGUGGUCAGCUCCCAAUUACUGCUACCGAUGCGGUAACGUGGCCUCAAUAAUGGAAUUCAAAACUGUCACAGACCGAAACGCUAAGUUGUUCCAUGCAGUCCCAGAUAGCGAGCGAGAAGUACCUCCACAACACACUACGCCUUACUUCCUUUAAGCACAAGUGAUAAGAGUAUUCCCAAUUGUAUAAUGU